AUGGCUGCGGGGAUGUAUUUGGAACAUUAUCUGGACAGUAUCGAAAACCUUCCCUUCGAACUGCAUAGAAACUUUCAGCUCGUGAGGCACCUGGACCAAAGAGCAGAGGGCCGGAAGGCUGAAAUUGACAAGUUGGCCACUAAGUAUAUGAGUAGCAACCGCAGCCGGAGCUCCGAGGUAAAAUUGGCUCUUCUCAAACAGAUCCAAGAAGCCUAUGGCAAAUGCAAGGAAUUUGGUGACGACAAGGUGCAGCUUGCCAUGCAGACCUAUGAGAUGGUGGAUAAACACACUUGGCGACUGGACACAGACCUGGCCCAUUUUGAGGCUGAUUUAAAGGAGAAGCAGAUUAUUGAAUCAAGUGACUAUGACAGCUCGUCUAGCAAAGGCAAAAAGAAAGGCGGGACUCAAAAGGAGAAGAAAGCUGCCCGUGCUCGUUCCAAAGGGAAAAACUCAGAUGAAGAAGCUCCCAAAGCCACCCAAAAGAAGUUAAAGCUUGUGCGCACUGUUCCAUUGAGUGGUUCCACUUUGCCUGCGUGGGGCUGA
This is a messenger RNA of Canis lupus familiaris (dog), 543 nucleotides long. Its product is annotated as inhibitor of growth protein 4-like. The record is from RefSeq and is a predicted model, not a curated record. Gene Ontology annotation, cellular component: nucleus. Lineage: Eukaryota; Metazoa; Chordata; Mammalia; Carnivora; Canidae. Gene Ontology annotation, biological process: regulation of DNA-templated transcription; positive regulation of apoptotic process.